Messenger RNA from Chrysochloris asiatica (Cape golden mole), 756 nucleotides. RefSeq names its product coiled-coil domain containing 107 (gene CCDC107). The record is from RefSeq and is a predicted model, not a curated record. NCBI's taxonomy places the organism in Eukaryota, Metazoa, Chordata, Mammalia, Afrosoricida, Chrysochloridae.
AUGUCUUGGGUGGUCUCGUUCUGUGGAGUGCUGGGGCUGUUACUUAUGUCUGUGCUAUCCGGACUCUUCGGAGACCUCCCCAGCCCCGAUCUCCGGGCACACCCAGGGGACCCCACCCAGACCGGCGUUGGGGCCACGGAACCUCGGCGGCCGCCGCCGCCCAAGAACCAGCGCGAACGAGCCCGAGCUGGGGCUCUGCCUUUGGGGGCGCUGUACACUGCGGCCGUCGUGGCUUUUGUGCUGUACAAGUGUUUGCAGCAGGGGAAAGAUGAGACUGCAGUUACCCAAGAGGAGGCAGACAAGGAAUCAUUGCAGUCAGAGCAACAGCUGGCCCAGUUGACAGAGCAGCUGGCCCAGACAGAGCAGCACCUGAACCACCUCAUGGCCCAGCUGGAUCCCCUUUUUGAGUGUGUAACUACUCUGACUGGAGCUCAGCAGGAGCUUCUGAACAUGAAGCUACAGACCAUUCAUCACCUGCUACAAGAGAGGAAGCCGGACAAGGGUGUGGAGGUUCCAGAAGCAGAGGCCACCAUGCCCUUUCCUGAGGACUUGUGUAUAGAGGAGGCUGGUGAGAGUCCGGCCUGGGAGGAAUCCAGACACUGGAGCACAGAGACAUGGAACCUAGCUACUGCCUGGGAAGUGGAGCAAGGGCUCAGAAGAAGAGGCCGUGCUGCAAAGGGCCUCUGUCACAGCCCCAGCUGGAAGGAAGGCGAGACAGCAGCUGAAGGUUUAGUAAAACAAAGCCUAUUCUUGUGA